This is a messenger RNA of Nicotiana attenuata, 490 nucleotides long. Its product is annotated as phytosulfokines-like. The transcript is spliced from 2 exons. Bases 93 to 341 code for a protein of 82 amino acids. Lineage: Eukaryota; Viridiplantae; Streptophyta; Magnoliopsida; Solanales; Solanaceae. Gene Ontology annotation, biological process: cell population proliferation. Gene Ontology annotation, cellular component: extracellular region. Gene Ontology annotation, molecular function: growth factor activity. The record is from RefSeq and is a predicted model, not a curated record.
CAUCUCAUUAAAGAAUACAGAGUCACAAAGCUAUCUCCCUUUCUUUAAUUUUCUUUCAAAGAGUUGAAGCACUUCUAGCUGAAAAGCUAACCAUGUGUAAAUCAUCUACCGGUUUUUUCUUCAUAAUCCUUUUCUUCUUCUCUACCUUAUCCUAUGCUGCUCGUCCUCACCCUGUUUUUCAGGAUGCCACCCUCUGCAAUAUUCAACACCAGGUUGUUGUUGAACCAAAGCAAGUUCGAACGGAAGAGAGAUGCAAAGGAAGUCAGGACGAAGAAUGUUUGGAAAGAAAGACUUUGGCUGCUAAUCUCGACUAUAUUUACACCCAAAACCAUAACCCAUAAAAAGCUAGUGUACGUUAUGAGGAAAUUAAGAAUAUCGGAGUCCUUUUAUUUCUUGGAUUAGUUGUCGCUGAUAUUGAAUUGCAUUUCCUGUACUACUUGUUGAUUCUCCCUAUAAUGUACUCUAGCAUAUAGAACACUUCAUCUUUUAA